AUGAUUGGUCCGCUUCGUUCUUUCUUUAUUUUUUUUUCUUUCAGGCUCUCCCUCUAUUUUCUUUCUUUCUUUCUUUCUUUCUUUCUUUCUUUCUGUCUUCGUUCUUUCUUUCUUUCUUUCUUUCUUUCUUUUCCACCUACCAGAUCGGCCCGUCUUUCCUUCCUAAAUGAUGAACUUCUUUCUAUCGUUCUUUCUUUCUUUCUUUUUUCUUUCUUUCUUUCUUUCUUUCUUUCUUUCUUUCAUUCUUUCUUUCUUUCUUUCUUUUCCACCUACCAGAUCGGCCCAUCGGCCCGUCUUUCCUUCCUAAAUGAUGAACUUCUUUCUAUCCUUCUUUCUUUCCUUCUUUCUUUCUUUCUUUCUUUCUUUUCCACCUACCGGAUCGGUCCAUCGGUCCGUCUUUUCUUCCUAAAUGAUGAACUAAUUUUCUUUCUUUCUUUUUUCUUUUCUUUCUUUCUUUCUUUCUUUCCUCGUUCUUUCUUUCUUUUUCCACCUACCAGAUCGGUCCGUCUUUCCUUCCUAAAUGAUGAACUACUUUCUUUCUUUCUUUAUUUUUCUUUCUUUUUUCCUUCUUUUUGGUCUUUCUUUCUUUCUUUUCUUUCCUCAUCGGCCCGUCUUUCCUUCCUAAAUGAUGAACUUCUUUCUUCCUUCUUUUUUCCUUCUUUUUCUUUUUUUUUUUCUUUCUUUCUUUCUUUCUUUCUCGUUUUUUCUUUCUUUCCACCUACCAGAUCGGCCCGUCUUUCCUUCCUAAAUGAUGAACAUCUUUCUUUCCUUCUUUUCUUUCCUUUUUUUUUUCUUCUUUCUUUCUUUCUUUCUUUUCUCAUCGGUUCGUCUUUCUUCCUAAAUGACGAACUUUUCUUUCUUUCUUUUCUUUUCUUUCUUUCUUUCUUUCUUUUCUUUUUUUCUUUCCACCUACCAGAUCGGCCCGUCUUUUCCUUCCUAAAUGAUGAACUUCUUUCUAUCCUUCUUUCUUUCUUUCUUUCUUUCUUUCUUUCUUUCUUUCUUUUCCACCUACCAGAUCGGCCUGUCUUCCCUUCCUAA
Messenger RNA from Acanthosepion pharaonis, 1038 nucleotides. The record is from the annotation of a GenBank genome assembly. Lineage: Eukaryota; Metazoa; Mollusca; Cephalopoda; Sepiida; Sepiidae.